AUGACAAGUCGAGAUGUUACUGAACCUUCGCUAAACUUUCAAAAGGUGAACAAGACUAGUUCACCUGUCGAAGAAUAAAUUAGAAUACCUACGUCAGCUGAUAUCAUAUUAGCAAUUAUCGUUCCAAUGUAAUUGAUCGUAUAAUUUGAGUUGCAUGUCCAACAAAGUAGUAAAGUAGCAUUUAUUAAUAGCUUUCCGAUCACGUGCACGAUUACAAGUUCGCAACAAGUUUAAAUUGACAAAUAAAAUGCCGAAACUUAUUACGACGACAAAGCCGUAAUUAACCGUGAGUUUGUAUGUAACAGGUGAUUGCCACAUCUUUGUUGCAAUGCGCACAGCAGCAAGAAAGCAGGCAGAGUAGAGAAGUGAUACUGAACAUCAGUGACGAUCAGAAAACUCAAUAUCUAAAUCAAGACUUCUAUUCCAAUGCGUAUAAUUAUGGAUACGAAAUAAGCCCCAACGGACAAUUUCAUCACGAAGUACGAGGACCCGAUGAUAUUACUUACGGAUGUUACGGAUACAUCGAUCCAUUUGGAAAAUUGAAAACAACGUUCUAUAUCAGUGAUGGUUGGGGAUAUCGGGUCGUUCAACCAGGGAACUCGGUUGAAUUGUUCUUACAUGAACACGAGCAUCACCACGAAGAUGACUCGGAACGACAUCAGCACGAUGAUCAUCAUGAUCAUCACGGUGUGAUCACGGAAUGGGCGAAUUUAUACUUUCCAGAGAUAUGUAGGCAAUUCGAUGGAACGGGUUCCGGGUCAACCGUGAUACCAGCACCAGGGUAUCCUGGACAACAAGGUACACCUGGAACACCACCGCAAUCUGGCUAUCCUGGAAUACCAUCGCAACCAGGAUAUCCUGGAACACCAGGGCAUCCUGGAUAUCCUGGGAAACCGGGAACACCAUCACAGCCAGGAUAUCCAGGCACAUCUGGAAUACCAGGACAACCUGGAUAUCCUGGUACACCUGGAAAACCUGGAACACCUGGACAACCUGGAUAUCCUGGAAUACCUGGAGCACCUGGAAAACCAGGACAGCCUGGAUAUCCUGGGAAACCUGGAACACCUGGAACGCCUGGAACACCAUCACAACCAGGGUAUCCUGGCACACCUGGAAUACCAUCGCAACCAGGAUAUCCUGGAUAUCCUGGCACACCUGGAACACCUGGAAUACCUGGAACACCUGGAAAGCCAGGACAGCCUGGGCAUCCUGGAUAUCCUGGCAAACCUGAGACACCUGGAACGCCUGGAAUACCAUCGCAACCUGGUACACCUGGAACACCUGGAAAACCAGGACAGCCUGGACAUCCUGGAUACCCUGGGACACCGGGAACGCCUGGCACACCUGGAACACCUGGGAAGCCAGGACAGCCUGGGCAUCCUGGAUACCCUGGGAAACCUGAGAUACCUGGAACGCCUGGAACACCAUCACAACCAGGAUAUCCUGGCACACCUGGAAUACCAUCGCAGCCAGGGUAUCCUGGUACACCUGGAACACCUGGAAAACCAGGGCAUCCUGGAUAUCCUGGGACACCUGGAACACCUGGAACACCAUCACAACCAGGGUAUCCUGGUAUACCCGGAAUUCCAGGCAAGCCUGGGCAUCCUGGAUAUCCUGGCACACCUGGAACACCUGGAACUCCACCACAACCUGGCUAUCCUGGUGCACCUGGAAUACCAGGGCAGCCUGGACAGCCUGAGAAACCUGGAAUACCUGCAACACCAUCACAACCAGGCUAUCCUGGGACACCUGAAACACCUGGAACACCAUCGCAACCAGGAUAUCCUGGUACACCCGGAAUUCCAGGAAAACCUGGAUAUCCUGAGAAACCUGGAAUACCAGGACAACCUGGCCAUCCUGGAUAUCCUGGCACACCGGGAACACCACCGCAACCUGGAUACCCUGGUACACCUGGAAUACCAGGACAGCCUGGACAGCCUGGGGAACCUGGAAUACCUGCAACACCAUCACAACCAGCCUAUCCUGGCACACCUGGAACACCAUCGAAACCAGAGUAUCCUGAUACACCCGGAAUUCCAGGCAAGCCUGGACAUCCUGGUUAUCCUGGGGAACAUGGAACCCCACCACAACCUGCCUAUCCUGGUACACCUGGAAUACCAGGACAACCUGGCCACCCUGGAUAUCCUGGCACACCUGGAACGCCACCGCAACCUGGCUACCCUGGUACACCUGGAAUACCAGGGCAGCCUGGGAAACCUGGAAUACCUGCAACACCAUCACAACCAGGCUAUCCUGGUACACCUGGAACACCAUCGCAACCAGGAUAUCCUGGUACCCCCGGAAUUCCAGGACAACCUGGGAAACCUGGUACACCUGGUACAUCCCAACCAGGAUAUCCUGGUACAUCUGGAAUACCAGGGCUACCUGCACAUCCUGGAACAUCUGUAACUCCAACUCAUCCCGGAUAUCCUGGGAAACCGUCCCAACCAGGCUACCCUGGUACACCCGGAAUACCUCAAAUACCAUCACAACCAGGUCAUCCUGGUACACCUGGGUUACCAGGACAACCUGGGCAUCCUGGGAUACCUGGAACGCCACCACAACCUGGCUAUCCCGGUACACCUGGAAUACCGGGAAAACCUGGACAUCCAGGAACUCCAGGAACACCAGGGAAACCGAGCAUACCUGGAACAUCACCGCAACCUCCAUAUCCAGGACAACCAGAAUAUCCAGGACAUCCUGGACAACCUGGGCAUCCUGAACAUCCUGCAAAACCACCAGAAACUGGAUCAUCGGUAACACCCGGAACACCAACAAAACCACAAUAUCCUGGAUACCCUGGGAAACCACCCCCAGGAGGAUACCCUGGUUAUCCUGGGACACCUGGGACACCUGGUACUUCUGGAACUCCAUCGCAACCUGAAUAUCCUGGACAUCCUGGAACACCUCCACAACCAGGAUAUCCCGGAACACCAAACACACCCGGUUAUCCGGGAACACCUGGAAUUUCACCACAGCCCGGAUACCCUGGACAACCGGGAUAUCCUGGAUAUCCCGGAUACCCAGGAACACCAUCACAACCAGGAUAUCCUGGAACACCACCGAUACCAGGACAUCCUGGCGCUCCAGGACAACCAGGACACCCAAGCAUCCCUGGAAUAUCCGGUAUACCAGGAAAACCUGGAAAACCAGGUAGACCUGGAAAACCUGGCCAUCCAUCAUUUCCAUCGCAACCUUCACAUCCUGAGGCACCUGGAACCCCCGGAACUCCUGGUACACCAGGAAUUCCGCCAUACCCGCCACCCCCUGAACAUCCUGGUAGUCCAGGAACACCUAGUAUACCGGGGUCUCCUGGUAUACCAGGUAAACCAGGUAGGCCUGGCAAACCUGGUAAGCCUGGUAAACCAGGCAAGCCCGGACAUCCAUCACAUCCUGGUUACCCUCAAACACCGAAUCUGCCUGGUAUUCAAACGCCAGUGCCACCUGGAUAUCCCGGUCAUCCUGCUAUUCCGGGGACACCAGUCUCGCCUGAAUACCCUGCAACUCAAAUACCAUCACAACCAGGAUAUCCUGGUACUUCAGAAACUCCCGGAACCCUGCCAACUCCACCACUCCCGGGGUAUCCUGACACUCCUGGUACACCAGGAACUCCUGGGACUCCUGGAACACCCGGCAUUCCACCAAUUCUACCGCAUCCUGGAUAUCCUGGCAGUCCAGGCACCCCAGGAAUUCCCGGGACUCCUGCAAUUCCACCAAUCCCACCACAAGCAGGACAUCCUGGUAUACCAGGCAUACCCGGCAAACCUGGUAAACCUGGAAGACCACCUGCCCCAUCUUAUCCUGGAUAUCCUAGCAUACCAGGUGUACCAGGCACUCCUGGUACACCAGGAACACCUGAAAUACCUGGAACCCCACCAAUUCCACCGCACCCGGGAUAUCCUGGUAGUCCAGGUACCCCAGGAACUCCUGGAAUUCCUGGAACUCCACCAAUUCCACCUCAACCAGGAUAUCCUGGCACUCCAGGUAUACCAGGAACUCCUGGCACUCCUGGAACCCCACCAAUCCCGCCACAGCCAGGACAUCCUGGCACUCCAGGUAUACCAGGAACUCCUGGCACUCCAGGUGUACCAGGAACUCCUGGAACUCCCGGAACUCCGGCAAUCCUACCUCAACCAGGACAUCCCGGAAUACCCGGCAAACCUGGUAGACCUGGAAAACCUGGUAUCCCUGGUACACCACCUGUCCCGUCUUAUCCUGGAUACCCUGGCACACCUGGCACACCAGAAACACCUGGAAUACCUGGGACUCCGGCAAUCCCACCUCAACCAGGAUAUCCUGGCACGCCAGGUACUCCCGGAAUACCUGGUAUACCCGGAACGCCGCCAACACCACCACAACCAGGACAUCCUGGAACACCACUCUAUCCAGGAACUCCUGGUAAACCUGAACAUCCCCAGACGUCAAAACCAGGUCAACCCCCGUAUCCACCAUAUCCGGGAUAUCCUCCUGCACCUGAAGGCCCAAUUGGCGGUGUAGGUCCGGAUGGUCCUCAAGGUCCAGGCGGUCCUGACGGUCCCGUCGGCGGUGUCGGAGGAGUAGGAGGAAUAGGUGGCGAUGGGCCUCCCGGUCCAGAUGGUCCAUGGCCGACAGGUUCACCCGGUCCAGACGGUCCAUGGCCUGGAGAUCCGGAUUACGUGCCUGGUGUUCGACCAACAUCGCGACCUCGACACGAACGGCCGAUUAAAAUUCAAUAUCCCAUAAAGUAUUACGAACCUACAACGCCAACCUACGAUCUGUCUUACGGACAGAAGCAAGUAGAACGACUAACCUCCAGCUCGAACUUCAGAUCGGAUUACUUAAAGAACGACACCUCGGAUGAAAAUUACGAAAAGAGCGUCGAAUCGACAGCGUUUACGUAUCCAACGAAAAUAAGCAGUCCCUUAGGAGCAAAGGAUACGUACAAGAUCAGAGGCCAAUUCAGGAGACCUGGCUACCAGCCGAGUCAAGUGAACCAACACGCGGACGAAAUUAAUUCCUUGUUGCAAACGCAGCAAAAGGAAUCGCGCGAAUACAGCGAGAUACAAGAAGGGCGGAAUAACUACGAAGGCGUUAAAAAAAUCGUGCCACAAAUUUCGCAGGCUGCCGAAUAUUCCGGCCAAGGUAGAUUAAUGCAACAGGGCUUCCGCGAGAAUCGUAAAUAUCCGUACCAGCAAGUGAACGCGCGAGUGAACGAGCCGGUGGUUGAGGUAGAGACGAGUUACGAAAAGGACAACGCCGCGCUUGUCAAACAGGUAAACCAACUAUCCGAGAAAUCCAACCGACCGACCUCGGACUUCACCGCGAUCGGUGUUCAACCACCGAGCCCGAUCCACGUCAAACCCUACGAGCAAUCCAUAAGGCCAGACCCUCGAACCUGUCCCUGUUACCUUGUCGAGCCUGGCAACGAUACAAUUACCACCACGAGCACGACAUCCGUUCCCCUGGUCGGUCAGCUUGGCUUCAUCCCGGUGGUAUUCGUACCGUACUGUCCCGGCGAGGAUCGAACGGACGAUCAAAGCAUGAAGGACAUGUUCCCAUCGGCGAUGCCUGUCCCGUAUGCAUGCGACGCGUGCGGCUUCCAAACUGGCGAAGUCGAGACGAGGCUUCUCAACGCGAAUCAGCUUGGCAAUAUAGAGAAUCUACGCGAGGCGUUGCGGCAGGCGAAACUUGGCUUUCUCAAUGUUUCAGCACGCGACCGGAAGUCAAGGAGCAGGGCGAAGAGUCGGAACGUCAAGUGACGAGUGCGACUGCAGCGCACGGAUUUCAGUUCGCCACUCGGCCGCGGUUACAGCUCGAGGGAACCGCUCGUAAAACGAAAAAGCACCGUCUGUCUGUCUGUCUGUCUGU
Molecule: messenger RNA, 5847 nt
Organism: Heterotrigona itama
Lineage: Eukaryota; Metazoa; Arthropoda; Insecta; Hymenoptera; Apidae
Source: the annotation of a GenBank genome assembly